AUGGAUUUGAUAUCGUUGCCACCGUGCUCCAGACGCUUGGAAAUGACGACGCCGGCGACCUCGGAGCAACCACUGGCACUUUCGCCCGCUUCCAGCUCGGCGAUUAAGAUCUCGACGACAUUCUUGAAGACACCCGUCAAGACGGACCAGGACAUCCUGCAGAACUCUAUGCUGGAAGACGACCCGAACUCAAACAGCAUCCUGCUCGCCGGUCCGCACGCGAACCACGCCGGCGGUGGCAACCUCGAAAAGCGACCACGCUGGGGACCGCAGCACAAGGGAGCGCAGGAGCUAGCGAAACUGUACAGCAGUGGCAAACGGACGCAGGAGCUGGUCUGCGUGUACAUCUGCAUCACGCUGAUGGUGUUGAAUCUCGCCCUCAUACUGCGCCACUUCCGGUUCGAGCGCAUCAGCAACGUGGUGGUGGCCGCCAUUUUCGGCAUCCUAACGGCGGACUUUGGCUCGGGCCUGGUGCACUGGGGCGCCGAUACCUGGGGCUCGGUCGAUCUCCCGAUCGUUGGCAAGAACUUUUUACGACCCUUCCGGGAGCAUCACAUCGAUCCGACCUCCAUCACGCGGCACGACUUCGUCGAAACGAACGGAGACAACUUUGCGGUCGCGCUCCCAAUCCUCGGGAAGCUGGCGUGGAACUUUUUCACGCGAACGAACGCGGAAAUACAGCAGGACUAUGCCAUCAGCGCGUAUCUGUUUCUCUGCUCGAUCUUCAUCGCCAUGACGAACCAGAUUCACAAAUGGUCCCACACGUACUGGGGUCUGCCGGGCUGGGUGCUGUUCCUGCAGCGGCACCACAUCAUCCUGCCGAGACGGCACCAUCGCAUCCACCACGUGGCGCCCCACGAGACGUACUUUUGCAUCACGACCGGCUGGCUGAACUGGCCGUUGGAGCAAAUCAAAUUCUGGCCAACGCUGGAGGCGAUCAUUGAGCUGCUGACCGGCCACAAGCCGCGUGCGGACGAUCUGAAGUGGGCCCAAAAGCGAGCCUGA
Anopheles cruzii is the source of this 1005-nucleotide messenger RNA. It is a transcript of the gene Kua, whose product is annotated as plasmanylethanolamine desaturase. NCBI's taxonomy places the organism in Eukaryota, Metazoa, Arthropoda, Insecta, Diptera, Culicidae. The transcript has 6 exons. Gene Ontology annotation, molecular function: oxidoreductase activity. Bases 1 to 1005 code for a protein of 334 amino acids. The record is from RefSeq and is a predicted model, not a curated record.